AUGGAGUUCAGUCUAACUGCUGCCGUUUGCCUGCUGAUCAUCACAAGAUACACGGUUAACUCAACACAUCCAGAAUGUGCCAUCAUUCUUCAUCUGCAAAAGAAAGAAAAUGAGUGUAAAGUCGAAAUGGAGACCAGUGCUGCGGCAUCACUUCUGUCAAGCAAUAACAAAAAUGCAGGUUGUGGGAUGGAGUGGGAUGGAGUGAGUUGCUGGCCAGCUGCCUCUGAAGGAGACAUCAUCUCUGUUCACUGUCCUCUGCCACUGCUGAAGCCUGAAACUCCUCCAGCUCUCAUCACCAGGAACUGCACAGUCCAAGGAUGGAGUAAACCAAACCUGCCGUAUUACAAAGCCUGUUACUAUGAAGCUUAUGAGCAGGAUGAAGACUGAUAAAUAUUUCAUGUUUUGCUCCAGAAAAAUUACUUUGAUGCUCUGAAGAUGAUGUACAGUGUUGGUUAUGGAGUCUCUUUGGCUGCUCUCCUCAUCGCUGUUGUGGUUUUCUGCUGCUUCAGGAAGCUGCUCUGCACCCGCAACUACAUCCACCUCAACCUGUUCGUGUCCUUCAUGCUCAGAAGUCUCGCUGUGUUCAUCAAAGAUGCAGUGUUGUUUGCAGACAAAAGCAUGGACCACUGCACAGUGUCCACACUCCAGUGUAAAGCAGCAGUGACCUUCUUCCAUUUCUGUGUUCUGUCCAACUUCUCCUGGCUGCUAGUGGAGGGUUUGUACCUGCAGAGUCUGCUGCUGUUUGCCUUCACUCAAACCAGGAAGCUGUUCUGGAUCUACGCUGUCAUCGGCUGGGGUGCUCCGACAGUCACUGUUGUAAUGUGGGCCCUGCUGAAAAACAGCUCUGACGAUGAGGGGUGUUGGGACAACCUGGAGAGUCACCUGUGGUGGAUAAUAAAGAUUCCCAUCCUGCUCUCCAUCUUUAUAAACUUUCUAAUCUUCCUGAACAUCAGUCGGAUCAUCAUUCAGAAGACAAAGGCCACGCAUAUAAACCAGAGGGAGACACAGCCAUACAGGAGACUCGUUCACUCCACUCUUCUCCUCAUCCCUCUGUUCGGUGUCCACUACGUGGUGUUUGCCCUGUUCCCAGAACAUAUUGGUGUGGGACCUCGACUCUACUUGGAAUUAGUUUUAGGCUCCUUCCAGGGUUUUAUUGUUGCUGUGUUGUACUGCUUUCUGAAUGGAGAGACUACAGAGAUGACUGUCAAUGUGACACAGAAGUCCAAAGGCUGA
This is a messenger RNA of Lates calcarifer (barramundi perch), 1233 nucleotides long. It is a transcript of the gene ghrhr2, whose product is annotated as growth hormone releasing hormone receptor 2. Gene Ontology annotation, molecular function: G protein-coupled peptide receptor activity; peptide hormone binding. The record is from RefSeq and is a predicted model, not a curated record. NCBI's taxonomy places the organism in Eukaryota, Metazoa, Chordata, Actinopteri, Centropomidae. Gene Ontology annotation, biological process: adenylate cyclase-modulating G protein-coupled receptor signaling pathway; cell surface receptor signaling pathway. Gene Ontology annotation, cellular component: plasma membrane.